Molecule: messenger RNA, 774 nt
Organism: Tauraco erythrolophus (red-crested turaco)
Lineage: Eukaryota; Metazoa; Chordata; Aves; Musophagiformes; Musophagidae
Gene: CCDC172
Product: coiled-coil domain containing 172
Cellular component (GO): cytoplasm
Source: RefSeq, a predicted model, not a curated record
AUGAACCUGGAUGCUUUGUUCCAGCAAAUUCAGCUCACAGAGAAGCAGGCAGGGGAGAAGAGGCGCCUCAUCCAACAAGCUAAGUGCGACAUAAAUAGAAGUUAUGAAAAAAUUAACCAAAUAAAAGAAGAGCUGAGCGCUGCAAAAAUGAAAUUAGAAACGAAGGUUCAGCAUCUGUCUGAAAAACAGUUCUACUUAGAAAUUCUGAAGAAACGUGAAGACAGCUUAGAAAAACAGAAAGCUGAACUUACUAAUAAAAAAACCAAUCUUCUUAAAAACUUUACAGACACAAAGAGAAAAAUGACUGAAGAGGAAGAUAAUUUUACUAGGGAACUAACAGAGUUUAACAAUGAGUAUGGACUAACAAGUAAUAGAGAUCUUCUGAUUAAAAAAAAAGUCAAGACUGAAAUAAAUGAUUUAGAGAAUGAGGCAGCUCUGUUGAAAAAUGAAAUGGAGUCAAUGGAACAUAAAAAUGUUCAGUUAAAUACACUCCAGCUGCAGAAGAGUGAAUUAAAGCAGUAUUUAUUUACCCUCCAAAGCGAACUCAAAGACCUUGAGAAAGUAAUCAAGGAGGCUGAGAGAAAGACAAAAGAUUUAGAAGCAGAAAAAAUCCAAGUCACUGAAAAACCUCAGACUGAUCCUGAAUGUUUACGGCUUAAGAAAGAAUUGGAAAAUUGCAAAGAUCAUGAUUGGGAAAGUAUCUGUGACACUCUUCGAACAGAAAUUGAAAUUCUGCAAAUGAAUCUAUCACAAAAAAAGUCUUCAAACAAGUGA